ACACUCCUCGCUGCCGCCUCCGUGGCUGGCGUUGUAGCGGCACAGAGUCUAUCAGACUAUUUUCCCAAGUGUUCCGUAGACUGUCUUGAAGAGGCGACUAAGCAGGCAACCUCCUGCUCGACAACUGACGCAGUCUGCUUCUGCGUUCAGAGCAACUACGAGGCCAUCUACAACUCGGGACUUGCGUGUGUUCUCAAAGACUGUGGCAAUGAUGUUGCCGUCGACAAGGUCCUCCCCGCUGCUAUCCAGUUUUGCUCCGCCGCUUCUUCGUCC
Trichoderma atroviride IMI 206040 is the source of this 273-nucleotide messenger RNA. RefSeq lists its product as uncharacterized. NCBI's taxonomy places the organism in Eukaryota, Fungi, Ascomycota, Sordariomycetes, Hypocreales, Hypocreaceae. The record is from RefSeq and is a predicted model, not a curated record.